AGCAGCAGGCCGAGCAGCAGCGCCAGGAGGCGGCGCGUCAGGCGGAGGAGGCCGGCCGCACCGUCACCGAACGCGACGCGCAGCUGAACGAGCUGCGCAGCAGCAUGGUGCAGGUGAAGAAGAUCGGACGCAAGUACAAGUCGCAGUUCGAGGAGCUGCAGACGGAGCACGGCCGGCUGAAGGGGCAGCUGGCGGCGGCCGAGACGGCGACCGCCGCCGCCGCUGCCGCCGCACCGGACGCCGCCGCCGCCGUCGCCGCCGCCGAGACGGCGCAGAAGGAGGCGGCGGCGCGCGCGGCCGAGCAGGAAGCACGCGUGGAGGCCGUCGGUGUCGAGCUGACAACGGCGCGCGCCGAGCUCGAGCAGAUGCGCGCCACGGCGCGCCAGCACGAGGAGAAGACGCGCGCCCUGCUGCAAAAGUUCCGCCAGAAGAUGUCGCAGCUGACGCAGGAGAACAAGGAGCUGGCAGAGAAGAACAGGGAGCUGAAGGAGCGGCAGCAGCCGCAGGACGGCGCGGCGGCGGCGCAGGACGAGGCUGAGAUGCGCGUGGCGGCGCUCAAGUCGCAGUACGACAACAAGCUGCAGAGCCUGGAGCGGGAGCUGGCCGAGGCGCAUGCGGCGCUGGCCGGCCGGCAACGCGAGGAGGAGCUGCUCAAGAAGAGGCUCGUGGCGCUCGAGAAACAGAUGACCAUCAAGCAGCAGCAGACCAAGCCCGCGGCGCCGCCCGACAGCGCCGAGGAGCCGGGCCGCACGCCCACCGCCAACAUCCGGCCCAUGUCGGGCGUGACGGCGGCCGUCUCGCAGCACACGCCGUCCGGGCCGGCCAGCCGCACCACGCCCACCGCCAGCAUCCGACCAAUGACCGUGCAGCCGGCCAAAACCACGGCCACCGUGCCGCCCAGCCAGCCGGGCAGCGUGACCUCCGAGCCGGUGGCCUCCACGUCAGCGGUGACGGUGGCCACGGUGGCGCCGACCCCGGCCCAGGUCACCGAGACACUGUCGCAGGCCACAGUCGCGCCCCACAGCCAGAGCUUGUCGGCGGCCGGGCCGUCCGGGCUCCAGGCGCAGCAGCAGGCGCAGCAGCAGGCGCAGCCGCAGCAGUCGUCUGCAGUGAAGCGGGCCCUCGCUGUAGUGGCGUCGACCAAUGAGGCGGCCAGCCCGGACGCCGCCGCCUCUCAGCCGGCAAAACGGGUGCGGACGGAGGAGGCGGAGCGCCAGCAGGCGGCUGCGGAAGACGCUGCCGUACCAGACGUGAUCGUGCUGCUGUCGGACGACGAGAGACCGGAUGAAGCUAAGGAGAUGGAGGAGGCUGAGGCUGAAGAGGAGGAAGACAUGGCCAAUGAAGAGAUGGAAGAAGAAGAAGAAGAUUAUGGGGAGGAUGACGGAGGAGAUACGCAUACGUCAUGCAUCGGUGAAGACGAACAACUGGACGAGGGCGGCGACGAAGAGGCCGGGGAAGACGAGGAGGACGAGGAGGACGAGGAGCCGGAGGCGGACGACGCGGACGAGUCGUCUGAGCCGGGCACGCCGACGCUGAUGGUGCCGCGGCGCGGAGACACAUUCGCCGAGGCAGUGCCCUCUCCGCAGCCAUCCGUCCUCGAUUAG
This is a messenger RNA of Pollicipes pollicipes, 1604 nucleotides long. RefSeq names its product nucleoprotein TPR. Gene Ontology annotation, cellular component: nuclear pore. Lineage: Eukaryota; Metazoa; Arthropoda; Thecostraca; Pollicipedomorpha; Pollicipedidae. The record is from RefSeq and is a predicted model, not a curated record. Bases 105 to 1604 code for a protein of 499 amino acids. Gene Ontology annotation, molecular function: structural constituent of nuclear pore. The transcript is spliced from 12 exons. Gene Ontology annotation, biological process: mRNA export from nucleus; regulation of mitotic spindle assembly.